This is a messenger RNA of Fimicolochytrium jonesii, 1587 nucleotides long. RefSeq names its product thioredoxin-like protein. The transcript has 11 exons. The coding region runs from base 279 to 1547 and encodes 422 amino acids. Lineage: Eukaryota; Fungi; Chytridiomycota; Chytridiomycetes; Spizellomycetales; Powellomycetaceae. Gene Ontology annotation, molecular function: ubiquitin binding. Gene Ontology annotation, cellular component: nucleus. Gene Ontology annotation, biological process: proteasome-mediated ubiquitin-dependent protein catabolic process. The record is from RefSeq and is a predicted model, not a curated record.
GGAGACAAGGGGACGGCUGCCGUUCAUGACGCGUCGAUGUCCAGAAGCGCUCUCAACUCUCUCGAGGAUUCAUUCGUCGGGCUUUCAACCUCGCAGACACUCCCACCGCACCCGGAGAGAGAUCUCACUAGCUGCCUCGCUUACUUCCUGACGUACACUCAGCAAACUGCACUCUCGGCUGAACGCACUGCCAUAGGGAAUCCGUCUCGCACGCCCUCUUUGAAUCUGCAAAGUCUUCCAAUCCCAAAUCACGACAGUUAUCUGAAACCAACUCCAAAAUGGCGGACUUUGUAGACGACGAAGCCAUCAUGCACUUCAUUGAAGUGACAGGCGCCGACCCAGACAUCGCCAAGAACUAUCUGCAGGUGUCUGAAGGAGUCGUUGAGCAAGCUGUAUCUCUCUUCAUGGAAAACGGAGGAGCACCAUUGCACACCGAAGCAGCCGCGUCCACCAGUACCAGCACAGGGCCGUCUUCAGCCCCUUACAUCCCCGCUGACCCGGAAGUCAGGGCGCCGAUCGCGUCGAAGAGGGAAGCGUUGUUUGACGCUGACAUGUCGCCUUACAACCAUCGCGUUGCACCACGGAGAUCGCAUGCGGCGGCUUCGAACAACCCGUUUGCGCAACAUGAUAACUUGCCGACCACACCAUCACUAUCGAAUGACCCAAACAGUAGACUGGCCGAAAUGUUCCGACCGCCCACGAGUAUCAUGCACGUCUCAAACUCAACGCAGCAGGCUCGCGACUUUGCAAAGAUGCGAAAAAAGUGGCUGAUCAUCACAUUGAACGAGCCAACUUUCUUCCCAUGCCAAGUUCUGAAUCGCGAUCUGUGGAAGGACCCAUCAGUUCUGACGCUGAUCAAGGAGCAUUUCGUGUUCGUUUACUGGGUAGCAUCCAGUCCCCCCGGACUUGAACACCGCAAUCUGUAUCCCUUCGAGGAGUUUCCGUAUAUCGCCAUUAUUGAUCCCAUCACUGGCGAGCGCAUGAAGUCGUGGAACACCGCCGUCGAGCCGAAGGACUUCAUGCAAGAUGCCCUGACAUUCUUAAGCACACAUUCCCUCUUUCAAGCGGCGCCUUCCCCAGCGAAAAAGACGAAAGUCAAUCCGACAAAGCAAAAGAAGACAAUCACAGAACUAACCGAAGAUGAACAACUAGAACUCGCCUUAGCAGCCUCCAUGGGGGACGCCGGGCCAUCCAAAAAGCCAGGCGACGUAGUGGACCUCACGAGCGAAAAGGACGCGGACGAGGAUAAUGAAGUGGAAGGUGCUUCCGUGCUAGACCUAAUUAAACCGCAGCUAAACGAAGAACCAACGGGCAGCGACGCGCUCCGGAUACAGUUCCGCCUCCCCGACGGAUCGCGCAAAGUGCGCAAAUUCCGACCAACCGACCCUGUUCGCACGCUGUUUGAGUAUAUACGCGCUGAUGUGCCCGAGGCGGGUGAUAAGCCGUUUGAGUUGAUGAACUUCCGGGACCCGCUACUCCCACGGCUCAAGGAAACGGUCGCGGACGCGAAACUCGCCGGAGCGUCCAUUACCGUUGCCUUCUCGUAGAAGCUGUAAACGCACAAACAUGCAUCUUCGCCACGGAAAA